UAAUAAUUUGGUUAUACAUCCCUACUGCUCCUCCUGUGGAUCCGUUUGCAAAAAUCAGAGUGGAUGACUGUGGAAGAACCAAGGGAUGCUUCAGGUACGGUAAACCUGGAUGUAAUGCGGAGACGUGUGACUACUUUCUAAGUUACCGUCGAAUAGGAGCUGAUGUGGAAUUUGAGCUGAGUGCCGACACUGAUGGCUGGGUGGCAGUGGGAUUUUCCUCAGACAAGAAAAUGGGAGGAGAUGAUGUCAUGGCUUGUGUUCAUGAUGAUAACGGCAGGGUCCGAAUACACCACUUCUAUAAUGUCGGUCAGUGGGCUAAAGAAAUCCAGAGGAAUCCUGCUAGAGAUGAAGAAGGGGUUUUUGAAAACAAUCGUGUCACGUGUCGAUUCAAGCGUCCUGUAUAUGUUCCCCGAGAGGAAACCAUCGUAGAUCUGCACUUGAGUUGGUAUUACCUGUUUGCUUGGGGCCCAGCAAUCCAGGGUUCCAUAACUCGCCAUGAUAUAGACUCACCACCCGUAUCAGAGCGUGUUGUCAGUAUUUACAAGUAUGAAGAUAUUUUCAUGCCAUCAGCUGCCUAUCAGACCUUCUCUUCUCCAUUCUGCUUGCUCCUCAUUGUUGCACUGACCUUCUAUUUAUUGAUGGGAACCCCAUGACCAAUGGAAAAUAGCAAGAAUUUGUCAGUGGAAGUUUCUCAGGAUGGACUGCUAUACGGAUGGACGAUGCAUCUUUCUAUUGGAGUUUAUAUCACACCACCAUCCUCAUCUAGCUGCUUUUGAACAUAGUUAGCUUCUCAGAAGAAUGAAAUAACCAUCUCCUUUGAGUGGCAGAGUGGUGCCAAAUCAUUUAAGAAUAAUCAGUGAACACAUAGGAGAAUAUAUUCAGUGUUGUGAUUAUUUGCUUAAAGAAAAUGAGACUUUUGUAAAAUCUGUGUGUGUAUGCGUGUUUGGGAGGGGUGUCUGUGUGUGUGUUUAGGCAAAUUUAGUGAUGGACAUCUUAUCAAAUAACAAAAUUGCCUUCCAAUUUGCUUCGAAAAAGCAGAUUUGGGAAAACAUGGUAAUGCUGUUUGGUACUGCUGGAGCAGA
Molecule: messenger RNA, 1082 nt
Organism: Acanthisitta chloris (rifleman)
Lineage: Eukaryota; Metazoa; Chordata; Aves; Passeriformes; Acanthisittidae
Gene: FRRS1L
Product: ferric-chelate reductase 1-like
Exons: 4
Biological process (GO): regulation of glutamate receptor signaling pathway
Source: RefSeq, a predicted model, not a curated record